UGUAUAUGUAGGAGUUGAGUUUGUGACGAGGUUGUUAGCUGGCAAGAGGAGGAUCAAAAUCAAUUUAUAUUAUAUCGUCGUUUCUGAGGGACGACAGAGAGUUUUUGGGUUUGAGAAGGUGAAGAAGUGAAGGCCAAGAUCGGAUCAGCAAUGGGGAGAUAUUCUUCAUCUUCUUCUCCUCUCAUCUUCCGAAUCAUUCUUCUCUUUCUCACCGUCUCGGAUUCAUCUCUCGGCGUGGUCGGCCUCGGAGUCGGCAUAAACUACGGGCAAAUAGCAAACAACCUGCCGUCGCCGUCGCGCGUUGCCUUCCUCCUCCGCUCCCUCAACGUCAGCCGCAUCAAGCUCUAUGAUGCCGACCCGAACGUCCUCACCGCCUUUUCGAACGCCGGCGUCUCAUUCAUCGUCAGUAUCGGCAACGAGAACCUCCAGAACAUGAGGGACCCCCUCAAGGCUCAGAAUUGGAUCACCCAACACCUCUCUCCACACCUCCCCCAGACCAAAAUCACCUCCAUAGUCGUCGGAAACGAGGUCUUCAGCUCCAACGACACUCAACUCAUGUCGUUUCUCCUUCCCGCCAUGCAAACCGUCCACAGCACUCUCGUUAACCUCGGACUCGACAAGCAAGUAGCGGUCACAACGGCUCAUUCUCUCACAAUUUUGUCAAACUCUUACCCGCCUUCUUCGGGCACUUUCCGGCAAGAUUUCGCCCAGUAUCUUCAGCCAUUGUUGAACUUCCAUGCUCAGAUCAAGUCCCCUUUUCUGAUCAAUGCUUAUCCGUAUUUCGCAUACAAGGAUAAUCCCAAUGAAGUUCCAUUGGAGUAUGUCCUGUUUCAGCCUAAUCAGGGCAUGACCGACCCGAAUACUAAUUUGCAUUACGACAACAUGUUGUACGCUCAGCUUGACGCCGUAUACUCGGCGAUUCGGGCGAUGGGGCACAACGACAUCGAGGUGAGGAUAUCGGAGACGGGAUGGCCGUCGAUGGGGGACUCGAAUGAGGCCGGGGCGACGCCGGAGAAUGCGGGGCUCUACAAUGGGAAUUUGCUUAGGAGGAUUGAGCAGAGGCAGGGGACUCCGGCGAGGCCUUCGGUUCCGGUUGACAUUUAUGUUUUCGCGCUUUUUAAUGAGAAUUUGAAGCCGGGGCCGGCGUCGGAGAGGAAUUACGGGCUGUACUAUCCCGAUGGGAAUCCGGUUUACGAUAUCGGAUUGCAGGGGUAUCUGCCGGAGCUGGCUUUGGUCACGGAUUCGGCUUCUGUGAUGAAUGUAAGUUUUAGUAAGGCUUUGUCCAUCUUCAAGUUUUUGAUCCUUCUUAUCACAUACUUAAUAUGUGCUUAAGCCACUUGUUAGCUGACGGAAGAGACCAGUCAAAGGCAUAUAUCUAGUUUAAAUGCAGAAAGUGGUCUUACAGGGAGAUAGCCGUACCUUAGCUGUUAUAUCCCCGCCAUAAUUGUUACAAAGAGCUUCAAUUCUUUCAGCAGUGGCCAUAUUGGAGAUUCAAGAUUUGCUUCUUUUUUUGUGAGACAAUAAUCACCAAUAUCCAUUUGCUAACAUAUUUUAGAAGGGCCUAACCUCAAUGGAUGAUUGAUAUACGAAGCAAAACAAAGAAAGUAAAAACAAAAAAAACAAAAAAAUUCAAGCAAUAAGGUAGAAGGAUAGAAACUAGUUAAUUCUUUGACAUAAAUCUAGGCAUUGUUUAUGUCACCGAUUCGAGUUUUCAAUUUUAAGUUUCUACAGUUUAAAAACUCUCAGAAAAU
This is a messenger RNA of Morus notabilis, 1751 nucleotides long. RefSeq names its product glucan endo-1,3-beta-glucosidase 14. Bases 151 to 1332 code for a protein of 393 amino acids. Lineage: Eukaryota; Viridiplantae; Streptophyta; Magnoliopsida; Rosales; Moraceae. The record is from RefSeq and is a predicted model, not a curated record. Gene Ontology annotation, biological process: carbohydrate metabolic process. Gene Ontology annotation, molecular function: hydrolase activity, hydrolyzing O-glycosyl compounds. The transcript is spliced from 4 exons. Gene Ontology annotation, cellular component: plasma membrane.